CCUGAAACCCGUGUGAAGAAAAUGAAGGAUUCUUGGAGAUCACAGCGGCUGAACCCUAUAGGGCGCCUUGUAGCUUUCUGCUGUGGCAGGGUCCUGCUGGCCGUCCUGCUCCUGUUCUUGCCGUCAUCUAUCUUGGGCCAGUGCCAAUCCCCACCAUGGUUUUCAUUUGCCAGCCGUUUAAAUGGAACUGAUGAAUCUGUGUUUCCCAUUGGAACAUAUUUGAUGUAUGAAUGUCGCCCAGGACAUUUCAGCAGGCAUUUCUUCAUCAUCUGUCAACAAAACUCAGACUGGACAAGUGCUGAAAAUAUAUGUAUACGCAAACAAUGUGAAACUCCUAAAGAUCUUGACAAUGGCAAAGUACACGUACUCACAGACUUUCGGUUUGGGUCCAUUAUUAAUUAUACUUGUAAUACAGGAUACCGCCUCAUUGGUUCCUCCUCUGCUGUAUGCAUAGUCUCAGAUAAAACUGUCACUUGGGAUAAUGAGGCACCUGUUUGUCAGAUAAUUCCUUGUGAACCACCCCAAGCCAUUGCCAAUGGAGAUUUCCUUGCUCCUACAGAAGAUUUUCAUUAUGGGAUGGUGGUUACCUAUCGCUGCAAAACUGAUGAGAGAGGGAAGAAUCUCUUUAACCUGGUGGGUGAGCCAUCCUUACACUGUACCAGCACUGAUGGUAAAGUUGGAGUCUGGAGUGGCCCUCCUCCUCAGUGCAUUGAAAUCAAGAAAUGUACACCUCCUCAUGUUGAAAAUGCAUUCAUGGUGUCUGAAAACAGAAGCUUGUUUUCCUUAGGGGAUAUUGUGGAAUUUAGAUGUCAGCCUGGAUUUAUGAUGGAAAGAAACAGCAGUGUGCAAUGUAACAAACUAAACAAAUGGAAGCCAGAGUUACCAAGCUGCUUCAAGGUGAAAUCCUGUGGUGUUUUCCUGGACCAGCUUCCUAAUGGGCGUGUGCUAUUUCCACUAAAUCUUCAACUUGGGGCCAAAGUGUCCUUCGUUUGUAAUGAAGGGUUUCAAUUAAAAGGCAGUUCUGCUAGUCAUUGUAGUCUGUCUGGAAGGGAAAGUAUUUGGAAUAGCAGUGUUCCUGAGUGUGAAAAAGUGAAAUGUAAGCUCCCAGAGAUAAGUGAAAUCCGGAAGGAGUUGAAAGUGAAAGAAUAUUACUAUGAAAAUAAUGUAACCUUGGAAUGUGAGGAUGGUUAUACUCUAGAAGGCAACCCUCAGAGCAAGUGCCAGUCAAAUGCCAGCUGGUUUCCUCCUCUGGGCAAAUGUGUACCUUACUCAAACAGUAGUCUCAUUACUGGCAUUAUCUUUGGGAUAAUCUUUGUUAUUUUAUCCAUCAUUGUUCUCUGUUGGCUGAUUCGAAAAUAUAAAAAAGGCAAAACCACAGACGGAAAGUGUAAAGGAGUGAGUAUCCAUUUAAAUCCUCAAGAAGACAGCUGUAAUCACCCUCAAGCUCUGCUCACCAGUCAGGAGAACAGCAGCUCGGAAUUCACUCACCCAAGAAGCCUCCUAAAUAGCCAUAUUGCAAAAUGAUGUGUCUCUCUGAAUAUUAAAACAUAUCCUGUCUGUAUCACUUUUAAAAUAAAUAUUUUCUUUUAAGAGCCAGAUGUGUGGUUCAUACAUGUAAUUCCAGCACUUGAGAGGCUGACGCAGGAUUGCCACAAGUUCAAAGUUCCUCAGGGCAUUUAACCUGUCUCAGAAAUAAAAAAUAAAUAAAAAUUAAAAAA
Messenger RNA from Phodopus roborovskii (desert hamster), 1718 nucleotides. RefSeq names its product complement C3b/C4b receptor 1 like (gene Cr1l). Bases 22 to 1524 code for a protein of 500 amino acids. NCBI's taxonomy places the organism in Eukaryota, Metazoa, Chordata, Mammalia, Rodentia, Cricetidae. The transcript is spliced from 12 exons. The record is from RefSeq and is a predicted model, not a curated record.